AUGCAGGGCGGGCGGCCGUCAGUCGACCGGCGGACGCCGCGAGCGACGCACGUGCCGCGCCAUGUGACGCUGCCGGCCGCGGCCGCCAUGACCGAGGGGGCGGGCAGGCCUCGGCCAGCGCCGCCCCGCAAGCCGGACUCGCUGAGCCUCGCUUGGACGCGCUGGGAAGACCCACCACCGCCUGCACCCGAACAAAAGCCCACCCAAACCGCAGUCAACGAUGACUUUGGCGGCUUCUCCCCCUACUCGUAUACCCCGCCAACUCCGAUCCAGACCGAGCGGCGAACCAGACGACCACAGAGUGUCGUCUCCCCACGACCCCAAAUCCAACUCACCCGACGCCCGCACUCCAUUAGCUCCAUCGACGAUGAGUGGUGUGGGCAAAUCCUGCAGCCGGUCCCUCGUCGGCCCAGACCCGUUCCGAUGUCGACUCUCCCGCGCGCGAGUUUCAUACCGUCCUCGAGAAGUGAUUAUCAGUUGCAACGGCCUGCUAUUAUGACGAACGGUUACGGUGCUGUGCCGCCGUCGACGUCCAGGCGGCUGUCGUUGCCUGGUAGCGGGGUCCAGAGUGCCCCGAAACCUUCGGCGACGUUCCACGGACUAUCAGGUCUGAUGGGACCCAACCCUACCUUAGGAACUCCGAUGACCCCUAGCACACCGGCUGCCGUGAGAGAGGCUGUACGCCAUUUGUUGCAGCAGCCAAGGAAUGGUUUUCCUAUUAUGGACCACAGGUUAUCACUUUUCAUCGAUAUCUUGGACGCGCAGGAAAAAUUCUCACAGGUGAAGGAAAUAAACUAUCUAUUGACAACUUUAUGA
This is a messenger RNA of Parnassius apollo (apollo), 816 nucleotides long. The record is from the annotation of a GenBank genome assembly. Lineage: Eukaryota; Metazoa; Arthropoda; Insecta; Lepidoptera; Papilionidae.